Colossoma macropomum (tambaqui) is the source of this 4970-nucleotide messenger RNA. RefSeq names its product potassium voltage-gated channel, KQT-like subfamily, member 5b (gene kcnq5b). The transcript has 14 exons. Gene Ontology annotation, biological process: potassium ion transport; transmembrane transport. Lineage: Eukaryota; Metazoa; Chordata; Actinopteri; Characiformes; Serrasalmidae. The coding region runs from base 1 to 2763 and encodes 920 amino acids. Gene Ontology annotation, cellular component: membrane. Gene Ontology annotation, molecular function: voltage-gated potassium channel activity. The record is from RefSeq and is a predicted model, not a curated record.
AUGCCGCGGAACCGCAGCGGCGUCGACGGCGGCGGUCCCGCGCCGUGGCUGAGCGCCCCUUCGGCUCAUGGAGCCAAAGACAGUUUGGACGCCGAGGCUGCGCGCCCUCCGUGCGCCUCCGCUUCCUCGCGCUCCGGCUCGGCCACCGAGGGCCAGCGCGGGAAACGGGACGCGCGCCUCAGCCUGCUCGGGAAGCCGCUGCUGUACGGCGCGCACGGCGGCCGCCGGAACGCGCGUUACCGGCGCGUGCAGAACUGCCUGUACAACCUGCUGGAGAGACCGCGCUCGUGGGCUUUCGUCUAUCACGCCUUCGUGUUUGUGCUGGUGUUUGGCUGCUUGGUGCUCUCCGUCUUCUCCACCAUUCCAGACCACACAGAAAUGGCAUCCCGCGCCCUCUUCAUACUGGAGUUUGUGAUGAUCGUAGUGUUUGGGCUGGAGUAUAUUGUCCGCAUCUGGUCUGCGGGCUGCUGCUGCAGAUACAGAGGAUGGCAGGGACGACUGCGCUUCGCACGAAAGCCUUUCUGUAUCAUAGAUAUCAUAGUGCUGAUAGCCUCGGUCGCCGUGGUUUCGGCUGGUAGCCAGGGCAACAUCUUUGCUGCCUCAGCACUACGAAGCCUCCGCUUCCUGCAGAUCUUGCGCAUGGUGCGCAUGGACCGCCGCGGAGGCACCUGGAAGCUGCUAGGAUCCGUAGUUUAUGCACACAGCAAGGAGCUGGUGACUGCCUGGUACAUUGGCUUUCUGGUGCUGAUCUUUUCCUCCUUCCUGGUCUACCUUGUGGAGAAGGAGUUCAAUAAAGAGUUUUCCACCUACGCUGAUGCACUCUGGUGGGGCACGAUCACUCUGACCACCAUAGGCUAUGGGGAUAAGACUCCUAAGACGUGGACUGGACGCAUGCUGUCUGCUGGCUUCGCCCUCCUCGGCAUCUCCUUCUUCGCUCUGCCUGCAGGUAUCCUGGGUUCAGGCUUUGCUCUGAAGGUUCAGGAGCAGCACAGGCAGAAGCACUUUGAGAAGAGAAGGAACCCUGCAGCCUGCCUUAUACAGUGUGUUUGGCGUAGCUAUGCGGCUGAUGAAAACUCGGUUUCCAUUGCUACCUGGAAGCCUCAUUUGAAGGCGUUGCAUACCUGCAGUCCUACAAAGAAGGACCAAGCUGAGACGUCCACAAGUCAGAAGCUGAGCUUUAAGGACCGGGUGAGGAUGGCCAGUCCUCGGGGUCAGAGCAUUAAGAGCAGACAAACAUCAGUGACUGACCGCCGCUCUCCAGGUGCUGAGAUCAACACUGAGGCCUCCAGUCCAGCCAAGGUCCAAAAGAGCUGGAGCUUUAAUGACCGCACCCGCUUCAGACCCUCCCUCCGCCUCAAGAGUCAGUCACGCUCCACCACCGACGCUGAGUCUAAUGUGGGAGCAGAGGACACUUUCGAUGACAAAGGCUGUCACUGUGAAAUGUCUGCUGAUGAUCUGCAGCCAGCCAUUAAGACAGUCAUCCGAGCGGUCAGGAUCAUGAAGUUCCAUGUGGCAAAGAAGAAGUUUAAAGAGACGUUGCGUCCAUAUGACGUGAAGGACGUGAUCGAGCAGUAUUCAGCUGGACAUCUGGACAUGCUGUGUCGGAUUAAAAGUCUACAGACCAGGGUGGAUCAGAUCCUGGGGAAGGGUCAGGUUCCUCUGGAUAAGAAGCUGAGGGAGAAGAUGCUGGCUGAUGGAGAUUUGCUGGAGGAUGUUAGCAUGCUGGGGAGAGUGUGUAAGGUGGAGAGGCAGGUCCAGUCUAUUGAAUCUAAGCUGGACUCCUUGCUGGACAUCUACCGGCAGGUCCUGCGUAAGGGCUCCCCCUCGGCAAUCAAUCUCUCCUCCUUGCCGCUGUUUGAGCUCGAGCAGACAUCUGACUACCAGAGUUCGGCCUCGCAGUUCAGCCGCUCAAACAACUCCAACCUGUCCCAGGGCCUCAACGAGCUCAACUUCAACCUCAACAACUCGUCUGGAUCUCCUCCUGGUGGAGCUGUCCCAACCUCUGCUCCACCUUUUAGCCCCUCCCCACUCCAGCCUCCAGCCACGCCCACCCCCGAGGGUCCGCCCAUUGGUGGGAGCCCACCUCCUAUCCUCAUGCCCAAUAACAUCCACUCUAGCGGGAUGCAUUUUCCCAACAUUGGCCUCCUCCCUCCACCUCCAUUGUCAACAGCUUCUACAAGGCUUCAGCUGCCCCUGUUGGCGUCCCAGUCAGGCCGGACCAACAACGGCUCAAUACCACCUCAGUCCAACCCACCAAAUGACUACCCUCCUUCAUAUUUAACCAGACCCCAGAAGGAUUUAGCCCUUGGAGAGCCAGCAUUGGGGAGGCUGCAGCAGAAAAGCAGGCCCAGUGCCAAGGAGGACGGUUCCUGGAGGAGACACAUGAGCCUAGAGAUGGAGAUGGAGAUGGAGAUGUAUCCCUUGGCUGCGCUUUCUCCAGGCAACGGGGGUCAAGCACUGGAGAAAUCCCUUUCAGUCCAAGACCUCAUGGAAGCUCCAGAAGUGGACGGGCAAGGGAGUCUUUCGGCCAGCAGCAGCCAGGACUCUGGAGGGGGCUGGUGUGAAGCUGACCUUUUCAUUGCCGAUAGUGACCUGGAGAACUCAGUUCAGACUCACUCUGACUUUGGCUUCCUGUCUCAGCCUGCAGCUGAUGUUACGUUCUCCUCUGAGCUUCUGAGGACCACAACAGCAGGAGAAAACCUCAACCUACCCAACGCGGGUGGCACCGAGCCUUUCAGUAUGUCGCACGUUCGACUAAAUUGACUUGAUGAACUCUGGUCAGACUCUUACAUGAACAGUUCGGUCAGAAAUGCUAAUGUUACUAACAGUGAAUGAAAGUGAUUAGGCAGCAAUUAGCAUUAUGCUAACUGAAAGAAAAAUAACUUGGGGGUGUAGCAACUCAUAAAAUUUGUAAUUUGAUUUCGUAUGUGCGCCUGUCCCCCGGGCCCCGAUGACGACCGCGAGAGCCAGCAGGAAGGCGAGACCUGAACCCUGAGCGAGGACGAAGCACCAUGAGGAUGGCAGGGAGAAGAAAUUCACAGGGAGUGGUAAUGGGAACGGUGCAUGAAUCCCGAACUCCGCUGCCCAGGCCCCCAUCCUGUUCCACAGUGAGGCCCGGGAGACAGGUGCAUGCCACAGUUUGAUACAGUGGUGUCUCAAUUCCUUACAUUUUUCGAUACAGCAAAAAAGGAGUGGCUGAAAAAGGCUUGCAUUAAUACAGUCAUGUGCAAAAGUUUGGGUGCCCUUUGAAAUGAUGCAUUUUGUUGAUUUUCUAAGUGAAAGUAAGUUAACUAAUCAUCUACAGAGAACAAAUUUUACGCCCUUUAAUGCAGAAUUACAGUUUAUUUGCCAAAUUUGACAUAUUUUAGGUACAAAAACAUAAAAUGUGGCAUGUGUAAAAGUAAUGGCGCUUUAUUGAUCUUAUUUUUUUCUAAUAAAAUCUUCCGCAAAUAAAUAGAAACCGUGCACUAAACUGUGCAUCAAACAUUUGUAUAUGACUGUGUUACAGUUUAAAUUUUCAGCUUGUUAGAUCAUUCAACAUUAUAAAAUUGCAGUAUUUAUAACUAAAAUUAAUGCUGUAGCCACAAGCUAACAUGAUAGUCACGUUACAAAAAUACAAAACAAUACAAUAUGAUAUAUUGUACUGUUACAUCCCUAAUUAAAUUAGCUUGAUUUAAAUGUUUGCAUUAUUUCCACAUAGGUUUUUUACAUCAACACAGUUUAUGAAAUAGUGUGAAACUUCUUUUAUUCAUGUGGAAAUGAUGUACACAUUUGAAUAGAGUGAAUCCAGCACAUCACUUUUUAUUCAGUGUAGCGUCAUGGCAAUUGUUACUAGCUUUCUUUCAUCGUUAGCCAGGUUAGCAUAUUUGCUUGAGCUGCUCCUUUUAAUGAAUGACGCAAAGCUUGAUCUGAAAGCUUUGUCUUAUUUUGAAGAAUUUUAUUUCGGAAAAAAAACAGUGAAGGGAGGUUAGCAGAGGGUGGGUUAGUGGGUUGGAAUGGGGAGGGGGCUGUAGUUUAAGUUUGUUUUUUUAAUUUCAAUUAUUUUUAUUUCAUUUUUAUAACUAAAUGUUUAGUAGUGAUUAAUUUAAAAGAAAGGAAAGCGUUUCAUACCGUUGAUCAUACAUGAUGACAUAUCAUUGCAUGCACCAUUCUUUUUCCAGCUGAACCAUACUGAUAGCACAGAUCAACAGGGAGAGAUAAUCCAACGACAGCUGUUAAAACUCAGUAAGACAUGGUGAAAACAGAACUGCAUGAGCAUUGCAUGAUUCCAGCACAAGUACAUAAAGUAGUGACCGCAUUAUUCGCUGAGUCCUGCCCCCAGAUGACUGAUGUUAAACUAGGAAGGAAAGUUUUUAACAAGUUGGCUUGACAAAAGUAUUAUAAUGUAUGUUUUAAUUGGUCGACAGUGGUAUUAAUAUUUAAUUAGAAUAGAAUAUCUAGCCUCUAUGAGGUUUAUCUGAGGAUAUGUACCACUUGAACUUGAAGGACUUCUUUUUUACAUUUAGCUCUUUGUUUGAAAUGGAAUGAUGAAAAAAUAGGCUGUAGACAAAAGAUUAUAAAAGUACAUUUUAGAUAAAGGAAUGGUAACUUUUUUCAAAGCCAAAAGGAAUUCAGUAUUAAAGGAUGGAUGAAAAAGGGAGAGAUACAAAAAGGUCUGUAAUAAUAAUAAUAAGAAGAAGAAGAAGAAUAGCAAUUCAAAUAUAUAAUUGAGUGUUUCAAGUUGGCAAUAUAAAGUUUCAAGCCAAAUUAGGUCAAGCCAACUUAAUUCUAUCUUCUUUUGCUCUGUAACUGAAGGUCCUACAGAAAUGUUGUUUUUUUUUACACUUUCCAACUGUUACAUUGCAUCAUAAACUUUGUUUAUUUUUCUUCAGAUACAAUAAGUGCCGGACACAUUGAUGGACGCCUUUGCUGCUGAACAUUGUACAGUUUUGAUAUCUUCAAUUAAAUACUGAGUAGAGCUUAGAAUUCCA